This is a messenger RNA of Salvelinus sp. IW2-2015, 395 nucleotides long. NCBI's taxonomy places the organism in Eukaryota, Metazoa, Chordata, Actinopteri, Salmoniformes, Salmonidae. The record is from RefSeq and is a predicted model, not a curated record.
CUCACCUACCAGAUCAGUGCCACAUACUCGACUUGCACCAUUCAUCCAUUCUCAGCUGCAGUACAUGUAGUUCAGGAGGGAGAUCGAGCACCCUUACGGAAAUAAUGCCGUUUGAAAUUGUGGGUUUCGGAUUGCUUUUUUUGAUUUUGACCGGGAUACUCCCAUACAACACCUGUACAGAAGACUUGAUAACUGAACCCGUAGAACCUGUCCUGCUCGAGUCUUUGUUGCUGAAGCCUAAAGUAUUGCUCAGUAUCCUUGCGCGCAAUGCGGAGCACAGUCUUCCCUACUUCUUGGGGUGCAUCGACAGGCUGGAAUAUCCUAAGGAUCGUAUCGCCAUCUGUGCUGCUGCAGACCACAGUGUGGACAACACCACAGCCAUGCUGCAGGAGUGA